CAAUAUCACUCACACACCUCUGCUCCCGCCCACACAACUUGAUCAACUCGGUCGCGGGGCUCUUUGCAAGUUACCUGUACAUUCAGAAGUCUCAAGAUGAUUGUUCCUAUCCGUUGCUUCUCAUGCGGCAAGGUCACCGGCGACCUUUGGGAGAAAUACAUGGCCCUGCUUAGUGAAGGAACAGAGGAAGUUGACGCACUCGACGCCAUCGGUCUCUCACGCUACUGUUGCCGACGCAUGAUCCUCACUCACGUCGAUCUGAUCGAGAAACUCCUCAAGUACAACGCAAGUGAACGGGAGCAAGCGAGGGCUGCACGAGGGGGCCGGUAGCUUGGCUAGUAAGGCAUGAUAGGAUGAAGGGGACAAUGAUGGAUAUGGAGGGCGACAACGGAGUUUUUAGGGCAUUUGCGCGGCGUCAUGGUUCGGACAUUUUCGGUGCGGUUUCCAGUUGUCUACCGGACUAUGAAUGGAAUGGAAAGCCCUCAUUGUCAUGUCCCUUUGAGAUUAGAGAGAAAUGAGAUCCUUUGAACCGUUC
This is a messenger RNA of Cucurbitaria berberidis CBS 394.84, 535 nucleotides long. Its product is annotated as DNA-directed RNA polymerases N/8 kDa subunit superfamily. Gene Ontology annotation, biological process: transcription by RNA polymerase I; transcription by RNA polymerase II; tRNA transcription by RNA polymerase III. The transcript has 4 exons. Bases 97 to 330 code for a protein of 77 amino acids. Gene Ontology annotation, cellular component: RNA polymerase I complex; RNA polymerase II, core complex; RNA polymerase III complex. Lineage: Eukaryota; Fungi; Ascomycota; Dothideomycetes; Pleosporales; Cucurbitariaceae. Gene Ontology annotation, molecular function: DNA-directed RNA polymerase activity; zinc ion binding; DNA binding. The record is from RefSeq and is a predicted model, not a curated record.